ACCAAUCAAUAUAGGAAAUGCAACCAGAUUGCCCCCUUAAGGCCAGGAGCCUGCUGGUAUGUUUUUGCAUGUUGUCUAUGGGGAGCAUGAAGCUUGAGCGUGUUAAUAUCCCAUAUAGAGGAGCCUAACAUAAACUACCUCCAUACAGACCUUGCCCAAAAAUUGCCAAAUUCAGGACCUGUCCAUCAUAAAAAUGACAUAACCCUUUAUUGGUCAGCAUAUGAUUGGUUCAGGCCUGACGGCUAGGACAGCAACUGAUCAAGAAAACCACCAUGAUCCAGUCUGGUGAUCGGGCGCCGUGGUGGUUUCCAUUGCCAGGAAUCAACGGGAAUAGACAAAUCUGAUCUGUCGACGUGUUUCACCGAGGUCGUCACCAUUCGCCUCCAUUGUGGUGGGAUUCACAAUCGUAUUUCUCAAUCUUUGGUGUCAUUAGGUUUUUUGUUUAGUGUUGGAAAAAGUGGAGCAGAAACUUCAAAAAUAAGAUUUUAGUCGUCGCUGUAUGUGUGUAGAAGGGUCCGAUAUUUUCAAAGGAGAUCUUGGGACUUUUUCUCUUCGAAUUUUAGUUUGUUGUUUUUUUUUUUUUGUGAUGAUUUUGCAGUUUAUUUCUCUAAAACUGAACAAAUCUUUAUAUAAAAGAGGAAGCGAAAGGUCUGAAUAGGGACGUGACGCCGGAGAAUUACCAGACCCAGCGCUCUCCGGGUAAUCACAAAUGUAAUGUGUGGAAACAUAAAAGCCGACACUGCAGUCCGGAAGAGCAAAAGAAAGUACGACCAGCACCAGGGGGUCGGGUGCGCGCUACCAUGGCUGCAAUCAUUUAAAAGCAAACGAGGACUACAACUUGUGUUCUUAUAAAGCCUGACAUCGUCCUUGCAGCGACUGAAUCGGGUUGUACAUGGAAGAUAGAAUGGAGCCUGUGGAGAAGACGCUUCCUCAAGAAUCUGCUGUUGUGAAGCCAGACAUCGAAUCUAGUAUAAAAGAAGGCAAACCUUUGAUUAUAACGAUUCCAGUAGACGACGAAUGCAAGUCCUCAGACGUCUAUGUGAUUUCUGAUAAUGCCUCAGCAAUAAAGCAAGAAAUUAAACCUGUGAUGGAUCCUUUACGACACAGAAAUGCAUUUUCACAAGGAGUUUACGUGAUUUCUAAUAAUACUUUAACAUUGAGGCAAGACACAAAACCUGAGAUGGCUCCUUUACCACUCAAAAAGGCUUCGUCACAAGGUGUUUACGUGAUUACUGACAACACUUUAAAAAUAAAGCAAGAAACGAAACCCCAGAUGGAUCCUUUACCACCUAAAAAGACAUUGCCACAAGGAGAUGAGUCUUCAGAAGCAACUAUUAUAGUCAAUAUUGAUGACGAUGAGGAAGAUGAUGAUGACGAUGAGGAAGAUGAUGAUGAUGGUGAGGAGGAGGAAGAGGAGGAUGACGACGAAGAGGAGGAGGAGGAGUGUUAUAAAAAGGAACAAGUGACGCCUAAAGGAGGUGAAAACGCUGCAGACUGGUUUGUUCAAGAUGUUAUCACCCCAGUAGAGAACAAAAGCGCCCAACAUCAGCCCGGACCAGUCAAUGUCUGGUGUGUGAAGAGCGUAAAGGUUAGCAACCAAAACCAGCCUAAGGGAGAAAAUCUUGGCAAAUCUGACAAGAAACCAGGGGUUAACGUUCUCGAAAACCAGGCGCUUCACAACAGGCAGGCCCCUAUUGGCUCAAAGUUCGGGGCGCCUCUCUCUGAUGCAAUAACUAUAGACGACGAUCUAGAAGAGAAGAUCCAGGUGUGUCAUGAGUGUUCGAUGUGCUUUACCUCGCUGUCCGAUCUGGAAGCGCAUAUGAAAAGUCACCAGGGCGGAAGUUCCUGGAUUUGCUCUGACUGCGGGAAAUCUUUUUACACCAAGUCAAGUCUCGAUCGGCACCAUUUAACUCACCUGAAACGUAAACCACUAAAGUGUCCGGAAUGUGGCAAGGAUUUCCUCAAGCAUGCAAAUUUUGAAAUGCACCUGCGGCUCCAUGCCGGGGAAGUGCUUUUUCCAUGCAGUGAAUGCGAAAAAUUGUUUAAUUCAAAGGCCUCUUGUGACAGACACGUACGAGCGCAUAAGAUAGAACGUCCACACGUCUGCCCCCAGUGUGGGAAAGGCUUUCUUUAUAAUGGCUGCCUCAUUAGGCACAUCAGGGUUCACACUGGGGAACGGCCAUUCCCUUGUCCCGAAUGUGGCAGAUGUUUUCGUCAGACUUCGGCUCUCAAUCGUCACGUAAAAACCCAUACGGGUAUAAAGCCAUAUGACUGCUCGGAGUGCGGUAAAUGUUUUACCCAUCAGUCUGAUCUCAACCGACACAAGGAGACCCACAGAAGAGAACAGCUUGUACAGUGUAUGCCAAGUAAUGAAAGCUCUUUACCCACAUACAUUAUUUUAUAAAACGUACUGUGGCUGCUGGCGUACCCAGUAGUUGGAGCAAUGUAAAUUAGUGUUAAUACUAAUGAAUUUGAAUUUUUUUUAUAGUGUGCAUAUGUAGAGAUGGAACUCUGCUUUGGAGCCACGGUAUUGAUUAACUAGCAGUAAUGAUACCACCAUAUCAGAUGCCACUUUCCUUUAUAAAGGGGGAGCAAACUGGUAGCAGCAAGACUGGGGGAUUUCUUAUUUCUUAUGCCUUGCCUAAGCCAACACGGUCGUUUUCCAUGCAGUAGUCACAUGAAGGUGUGCUGAUUUUUAUUUCCCCAUAUGACAUUCUUCUGGAAUUUAAAAGCUAUGGACACCAAUUUAAUUUUUAUUAUUAAUUUGCUUCCAAAAUGCAAAAUUCAUUUGAAACAUUCUAUUUCCGUCAUCAAAAAGUUCCUAGCAUUUUGCUUCUGCAGAGUGUAAGUCCUUCACCUACAGUUCUGCCCAUAAUUAUUCAUACCCCUGGCAAAUUUUGACUUAGUUACUUUUAUUCA
Bufo gargarizans (Asiatic toad) is the source of this 2919-nucleotide messenger RNA. Its product is annotated as zinc finger protein 691-like. Gene Ontology annotation, biological process: regulation of transcription by RNA polymerase II. Gene Ontology annotation, molecular function: DNA-binding transcription factor activity; RNA polymerase II cis-regulatory region sequence-specific DNA binding. The transcript is spliced from 8 exons. The record is from RefSeq and is a predicted model, not a curated record. Lineage: Eukaryota; Metazoa; Chordata; Amphibia; Anura; Bufonidae. The coding region runs from base 893 to 2404 and encodes 503 amino acids.